Poecile atricapillus (Black-capped chickadee) is the source of this 4793-nucleotide messenger RNA. It is a transcript of the gene EGLN3, whose product is annotated as egl-9 family hypoxia inducible factor 3. Gene Ontology annotation, cellular component: cytoplasm; nucleus. Gene Ontology annotation, molecular function: ferrous iron binding; peptidyl-proline 4-dioxygenase activity; L-ascorbic acid binding. Gene Ontology annotation, biological process: cellular response to hypoxia; peptidyl-proline hydroxylation to 4-hydroxy-L-proline. Lineage: Eukaryota; Metazoa; Chordata; Aves; Passeriformes; Paridae. The transcript has 5 exons. The record is from RefSeq and is a predicted model, not a curated record. The coding region runs from base 351 to 1076 and encodes 241 amino acids.
CAUCCCGCACGUAGCCGGCGGAUUAAUUCGCGCGGGGCCAUCGCCGCCCUCCUACCGCGGGCGGGGGCUGCCCGCGCCCCUCCCGCACGCCCCGGGCCGCUCCCGCACACUGCUGGGGCGCCGGCGGCGGUAGCAGCAGCGCAGGGCUUCGGCAGCACCGCCGCUCCCGCAGCGCCGGGCCGCGGUGCGUAGCCGAGCCCGCUGCAGCGAAAGUUUUACUUCGCCUCGCCUGGCCCCGCGCCUCGGCGGAGCCCCUGCCCGGCUCGGCCUGGAGCGGACGGCGGCCCGACGGGCAUCCCUUCCCAGCGCGGGCGCCGGCAGAGCAGCGGCGCGCCCGUCCCCGCCGCGCCAUGCCGCUGGGGCACAUCAUGAGGCUGGACCUGGAGAGAAUCGCCCUGGAGUACGUCGUGCCCUGCUUGCACGACAUCGGCUUCUGCUACCUGGACAACUUCUUGGGGGAGGUGGUGGGGGACUGCGUGCUGGAGCGGGUGAAGCGGAUGCACCGCGACGGAGAACUGGCCGACGGGCAGCUGGCCGGCCCCAGCCGCGGUGUCGCCAAGCGGCACCUGCGCGGCGACCAGAUCAAGUGGAUCGGAGGCACGGAGGAGGGCUGCGAGGCCAUCAACUUUCUCCUCACGCUGAUAGACCGGCUGGUGAUGUACUGCGGGAGCCGGCUCGGCAAGUACUACGUAAAAGAGCGAUCCAAGGCUAUGGUUGCUUGCUAUCCUGGAAAUGGAACUGGGUAUGUUCGUCAUGUGGACAAUCCAAAUGGUGACGGGCGCUGCAUCACCUGUAUUUAUUACCUGAAUAAGAACUGGGACUCCAAGCUGCAUGGUGGAAUUCUUCGAAUAUUCCCAGAAGGAAAGUCCUAUGUAGCAGAUGUUGAGCCAAUUUUUGACCGAUUACUUUUUUUUUGGUCAGAUCGAAGGAACCCACAUGAAGUCCAGCCUUCUUAUGCAACCAGGUAUGCCAUGACCGUGUGGUAUUUUGAUGCCGAAGAAAGAGCAGAAGCCAAAAAGAAGUUCAGGAACUUAACCGAUGCAAGGAAGAGAGAAGCACCUCUUAAUGAAGACUAAUCAACUGUUCAUGAACUCUUUGUGAGGAAAUAAGAUCCCAAAGAUGACUUCCAUUUCCAGCAAAUAAGGGCAAAACAUUUUUAUGCACAAGAAUGCACCGGUUGUGUCUAGCAUGUGCAUCUUACGCUGAUGGUACUUAAGGCAGCCUCCUGUCAUGCUGCAUCUAGUAGAAGAAAGACUUGUUUGCUCUUUGCCUUUUGCUGGAAAAAAUAACCAGGGUUUAAAAAAAAAAAAGAGUAUGUGAUUCUCAAGCCUAGUGGUAGUGGCUCAGCCAAUUGGCUUUUGAUCACUCUUGUAACUAAGAUAAUGGUCAUUGGAACUAGUGAUAAAAAACUGAGUCUUAUUUGCACUUUAUGGGGAAAAAAGUUCUAGUUCAAUGGGAAGAAGCCUUGAAAGUUUAAAAUCAGUUGGCAGACUGCUAAUGGGCACAGAGAUAUUGAACAUGGGAAAUAAAAUCAGAUAUCUGUAGAAUGUCAUUUUAUGGUCUGUCCCAAAUGGACCUGUUGAUGUAUUGUUCAUCAUUUUGCUGCACAGAACAUUGGCUCAGCUCUUCAGUAACGUGACUUCCCAGAUGUUUGUCUACACAGUCAUCACUUUUUCUGGAUUUUGUCUGCCCUUCAAGAGGCACGUUCUAGCUGUGCAGCUGUACUGUCCUUUGUGUCCCAGUACUGAGGGGAAAAUAAUUAUGUAUCUGUUCACAAUUUCAUAAAACCAUUUUUUUCCUGUUUUGAGCAGGAUGAGUUGUAUCUUUUCUAUUUUCACAGUUUGGUAAAGCAGCUGUUUUCUCCCAAAAGUCUGGUAUACUUGGAAGGCUUAUGGCACACAAUGCAUUGGCCCUUAAGGCCAGUGAUUUGUAGAGAAGUGUUUGCUUUGCGACUUCUCCAUCUGCUAUGUUCUGUGUGAAAUAGAUAUGAAUCUGAAAGGAAAAGAUAUGUCUGGCAGUCUGACAAAUAUAUGAUAAAUAAUGGGUAACUUAGACUUGAUUUUUAUGCUGCGUAUUCUUAGUGAACACGUUUAAUUUUGCAUGCAUAUGUAAUUUGAAUGAAACUGCAAUUGUUUCAAUUGAUCUGUGAUGCCAGGCAACUACUACUGCUGUGCCUAAGCUCUGAGAUCAGAGUUUUUCAAUGGCAAAGCACACAUUUUAUUUCUCCAUUAUUUUUUUAAACUUAUUAGACUCAAUGAGUAACUGGUGACCUGUUUCCAAUCUGUCUAAACUUCUACAACCAGCACUUACUAUGCAGUUCAGAAUAGCUCUUAAUGAAGCUGGGAACUGGCAGUGGAUGUAUUUAUCACUCACACUAAUUGUUCUCAACCUAAUACACUCACUUGCAUUCAUUUUUACCUGUCUGUUUGUAUGUCAGACCCUAUUAAAUGUUCCAAAUAGAUGCCCCCUUCAGUGUCCCAUAUUUUCCUGUUCCACCUGCCCUUGGUGGUGAAGGUGGUCUGAACCACUGGCCCCUGCAGCACUUCCCCAUGCUCUGCUGGGUUGUCGUGCUGUGAUGGGGCUGCACUUGAGCCAGGGAAUGGAAAAAUAGUGUGCUAUGGCAACUGUUAAACGUCAGUGAUAGAAAGGUAACAGCUGCAUAGGACAGAAAAGAAAUAACUUUCAUGACAUAAAAAAUGACAAUCAAAAAUGGAGUGUUUUUUUAAAGCAGUUUUAUAUCUUAAAGAGAAAGAAAAGCUGAGCAUCCUUCAGCCUGCCCAUGAAUGCUGGAUGUAAAUACAACAGUGCUAAGAAGCCCCUUAUUCUCUCUAUUUUCUCCCAGAGAUCCAGCUCUGGUCUUACAGGCCUAACCACUGUGCACCUUAAGAGGGGAAUAUGAGGGAACAUGUGUGACAAAUAUUCUUACAACUCAAGACUAGAAAAAGAUGAAGAACAUGAUAAAUGUGUUUUAAUUCUAGGAAAAAACAUUCUUCUACUACAGUUGCUUCUAAGUAACACACCAGCGACUUGACAGAAACUUAGUGAUAACUUGAAAUUCUCAUUCUGAAAUAUUCAUGUGGGAGGUGAAAGAGCUUGGGCUCUUGAGAGUGAGAGGAUAACCCUUUGAAAUGUGAGAGGUGUUGGAAAAGACAGCAUUACUAUUUAGAGAAGGUGAUGGAGUAUAACCUGUUGUAUUACUAGGCAAAGUUGAUAAUGGCACAUGAAUUUGAAACUCCAACAUGAUUUUAAAAGGAGGAAAGCCAGAUAAAACAGAGCAAAUACUGCUUUGCCUCUAGAAACUGUAACCUUAAAACUGAACUAGAAAGCAUUGUUAGUACACAUAUUACUGGAGCCUGGAACAGUAGAAAAACAAUGUGGUGGAAGGGGAAAAGCUUUGUGUAAGGCCUAAAAAAGGAAGGUACUUCAGUUAUCACUGUUGCUACCACCAGGUUUCUGCAGCGGUCAGCAACAGGUAUGGUGCAUGGAGCAGAAUAGUUGCAUUUAUUGUAAAAAAAGUACAUAUUUUCAUUUUUAGCCAAUAUCGUCCUCAUCUAUAUUACAUGUAUAGAAGACAGAGCAAUUAUUCUGUGGCAGAGAAUGUUGUCUUUAUUAACACUCGUAAUCAAGUACAAAAAAAGUUGAGGGUUUGAGAGCUUGAAACUAAUUCCUCAGUCCUCUGUUUCAGAUUUCUACUUUGUUUCCAGUGUGAUGAUCUCCUUGAAGAAGCUGUAGUUUAACUGGGGAUGGGGUGUAGGGGGGUGUUGGUCAUGUAGGAAUAUACAGGUGUGAUGUUUCCUACAUAGAUUUCUCUUGUCUGUCUCUAGAAUUCUUGCAAACUGCUCUGUAAGAGUGAAAUUAUCUGUCUCUGUGAGGGAAGCAGGCUGCUACAGUGGGGAGGGUAUUUCAAAGAGGCUUUUUCCUUGUGUUUUCUCUUCAUAGUAAGCUGUUUAAAUCAAAUGGCUAAGCAGCACUUGUCAGCCAGUUGUGAAAAGGAAUGUUUUAUCUAAGGCAUUUAACUUUAAAUCCUUCAAAAAUUCGGGUGGUUUUUUGGUUUUUUUUUUUUUUUUUAAAUCUUUAGGUAAUGUGCCUUCAUUGUUCAUAUCUGUGAAGAUGUUUCAUGCUGCAUGUGCAUGUCAUAUCAUGCAAGUUUUUGGUGGCUCUUUAAAAAACAUGGUUGCCUUUUCAAUUGCAUGGAAAAAUGUGCAGAGCCACAAAGCUGCAGUUUUCAACAGGAGGUUUUUGCUGUACAGGGAGGAAAAAAGGCCAGGAAUCAGUGCUGAAAAUUAAGAGACUAUUUUUAUUCUUAAACCUGUGACCACUGGCCUUUUGAGCAAAGUAGCCUCUAAUAAAUCUUUUUCUCUAGAUUACUUCUGGUUCUAUGAAGAAUGACUUUUACAACGUAGUGUCUACAAAGUUCCACUCUUUUUUUCCCUUCUAUUUUUAAACAGUUUUAGUCCUUUGUGUUUUUUAAAAUGUUGGAAUAUAUUAUAUGUAUUUCUUGUUGUUGCAAAAUAGCUGGCUCUAACACCACUUGCAUCUAGAAGAAAAUGUGUCUAUUUGCAGGCAAAUGACUAGUUCUACUUUGGCUGUGAUGUACUCCCAGCAGCUAUCUGAGAGUGAGUUAUGAUUACAUCUUCUCUUGUCAGGUUGUAUGCUGGUCAACAAUGCUGGCACUUUGCAUUGGAUUCAUGUAGAAACCCUUAGUAGUAUUUUACCACACAUCACAUUUUGUGUUCCUGUUACUAUUAAAAAAAAAAUGUUGCAGGAGUCAAUAAACACUGGGUCAUGUUAAA